Messenger RNA from Pseudophryne corroboree (corroboree frog), 4366 nucleotides. RefSeq names its product syntaxin 4 (gene STX4). Gene Ontology annotation, molecular function: SNARE binding; SNAP receptor activity. Gene Ontology annotation, biological process: exocytosis; synaptic vesicle fusion to presynaptic active zone membrane; intracellular protein transport. Gene Ontology annotation, cellular component: synaptic vesicle; SNARE complex; endomembrane system. The transcript is spliced from 10 exons. Lineage: Eukaryota; Metazoa; Chordata; Amphibia; Anura; Myobatrachidae. The coding region runs from base 123 to 1010 and encodes 295 amino acids. The record is from RefSeq and is a predicted model, not a curated record.
UGCCGCAGGAAGGGUGCAGUGGGCGGGGCUCGCACUGAGCAUGCGCAGUGUGCCUGGCACUAAGUUCUCUUUCUCAGAAGUGGAGUGAUACAUUGUAUCCACAGUGCAGCAGCAGCAGCAUCAUGAGGGACCGCACCAAGGAGCUGGGAUAUGGCGACACUGAUUCGGAGUCUGACGAGUGUAAGGUGUUUAUUGAGAGCCGAGCAAAUGGAAGUCCUGAGGAAAAGGAGAUCGAUCAGCAGCUGUUCCAAACGAUUCGGGAGAUCCGGGAGUCCCUGCAGGACCUCGGCCGCAAAGUGAAAGAGCUGGAAGCCAGUCAGGUGAAGAUCCUCAGCCAGCCGCUUCCUGAGGAUAGUAUGAAAAGAGAUUUACAGACCUUGCGUGAGGAGAUAAAACACUUAGCAAAAAAUAUCCGCAGCAAACUGCAAAAAUUAGAGGUGAAGGAGGAUGAUGAAGAGGUCAAGGGGUCAGUCCAUAUACGUAUGAAGAAGACACAGCACGGGGUCCUCUCCCAGCAGUUCAUCCUGCUCCUGAAUAAGUGCUACACAGUACAGACGCAGUACCGGAACAGCAACGUGAACAGGAUCAAACGCCAGCUACAGAUCACUGGAAACAGUGUUACCGAUGAGCAGUUUGAGGAGAUGCUGGAGAAAGGAGAGACUGACGUCUUCACAUGUAAUAUCCUGAAGGACACACAGGUUAGUAAACAGGCCCUAAAUGAAAUUGAAGCCCGACAUGAGGAGAUCUUGAAGUUGGAGAAGAGCAUUGUGGAAUUACACGAUAUGUUCAUGUAUCUGGCCAUGGAGGUGGAGUCACAGGGAGAGACCAUAGACAACAUAGAGAAGAAUAUCUUCCUUUCUACGGAUUAUGUGGAAAAGGCCAAUAAGCAGCUGGUGCAGGCAGUGGAUAACAGACAGAAGGCGCGCAAGAAGAAAGUAUUUAUUGUGAUAUGCGUGGCCGUCUUCCUCAUCAUCCUCAUCCUCGCCAUCAUCCUGGGCGUCAUGCUGUGAAAGAAUAUUGCUCCUUCUACAUGAACUGGAUGCAUCGAGCUACUGCCGUCCUGGUCCCCGUCUCCGCCACUUGAAUGGUUAUCUGGAGUUUUCCCUGUGGGUUCAGCCGGGUGUAUGCUGAUAACCGGACUAUUUCCAGAGGGUCCAGGGCCGGGGCGCGAUAACUGAACCCCUGUGGUGCCUUAUUUUCAUUACUACAAUGUGUGUUUGUGUGUGUUUUGCAAGUGUGCCUUCUUCUGCUGCUAAUCCAUUGUGUCACCAGUUUAUAUAUCUCUGUAUAAUUUAGCUGCGCGCCAUCAUUACUGUCCCCAGCCACGUAUGAGGGGUAGACUGGCGCGGCCGCAGAUACAUACCCAUCACAGUAUACCUGUCUGGUCAGGGACGUACAGUAGGUGUGGUCUGUCACGGGGCAGUUCAACUGCAAUACCGGGGCAUUUAUAUUACCCCCACACCCUUGCUGGCUUCUGAAUGCUGGGGAGACCAGCCAGGCCCAUGGAUUCUGCUUCAAGCCUGGCUUGUUGAUGACGGCCAUAUUGCUCUGAGGAACCGGUUUUCUAAAAUGGCUCCUGAUUUUCACCAGCUGUGAUCCCUGAAUGACGACGCCUCUGUUAUGGAUGAGCCCCACUAUAGCAGCGCAGGCUAGUCAGUGUAUCAACGCAUGAGCCUCGUACUGAAGUAUUUCAUAGUGUGUCUGUCAGAAGAUGUCUGCUACAGUAGUGCACCAUCGAUGGCGAUACAGCUGAGGCGGCCAUUUUGUGUGCUGAACCAGUUUCAACACUGAGGCACGAGAAACCUGAUUCAUCACAGAUAAUGGCUGCCACUGUUGUUUUUGCUGAGAAGCCCGGUUACUGUAUAGUCGCCAUUUUAUCUCCGCCCUCUUCCACUUCCUGCGCUUGGAUGCUGGGGACGCUUUGAGCGGUGUAGCUUCACACACUGCAGCCAAAGGGAUGAAACUUGGACUGGUCAACUCUGGAACUCUGAAUACUGUAUGUGCCGUGUGGCUGGACACAGGCAACUCACGCUGGCCUGUUCCACACAAUAUCCUUUCUAUAAGUAUUUUACAUCAAAUAAAGUAUAUUUCUACAUUUAAAUAAAAUCGCUGUCUAUUCUUCCCCAAGGAAUGAGGAGGACAGUACAUUUCGCUGUCUGGCUAUAGCUCAGGCUGUACAGAUGCACCUGUUGACGAUAUUCAGUGGAGGCAGAUGUUUUGUGGAUAUAACAAAAUGGCUGCCUGAAUGUCAAGCAGGUGACUGAUAUACGUUAAUACACAGUAAAGAGAACACAACUCUUUACUGCGUUGUUUCCAUUACACUGAGUGCUAGUGUCCAGCAAUUUAUCUCGUGUGUUUCAGUGUGAAAAUUUGUACAGGUGGGAGAGUAGGGUUAGGCGAGUUUUCACAUAUGUCUUUGAAGGCUGUGAGACGGCAAUUCAAUUGUUAUCACCCCCUCCCCCGGCAGCUAUUCAGUAGUUUCUGCCGGCAGGCACAUUAAAAUUUUUGCUUGCAGUCCCCGGUGCUGGCGAACAGAAAUGUGUGUUAAAACAAUUGGCGCUCAUACAAUUGGAUACCACCCUGCUUAAAGUGACGGGGAGAUGCAGUUUAAGGCGCCCAUUAAACAAUUGAAUCACCCCUGAGUCUAGACCUGGUAGGGAAUUCUCAAAAGUGAGCAGCAGCGCAGGAGAAGUCUUAAAAGCAGGAGUGACAGGUAGUUAUCAGACACUAGAGGGAAGAGGCUGGUGGAUGUGGCGCGCUGGGAGCGGACAGAAGCAGGGGAUGGACGUGUGGGUGAAAGGCCAGAGGACUUGCAGUACUCAGUCGUAGAUGUUGAGGGAAUGAGUGACCUCUGGCUACACCUUGGUUAGAAGAGGAGCAUUCUGGCAAUAUGCUGAAAGUGACGGCAGAAACUGGAUGUAUGGAGUAGAAGGCUGUGUCAGAUACUGGAUAGGUACAGUGCCUUGCUAAAAUAUUCACCCCCCUUGGCUUUUUACCUAUUUUGUUACAUUACAACCUGUAGGUUAAUUUUUUUUUUUUUUAUCUGAAUUUUAUGUGAUGGAUAUGCACAAAACAGUCUAAGUUGGUGAAGUGAACUGAGAAAAAUGUAUAUAAAAAAAGUUCUGGUGCAACCAAUUACCUUCAGAAGUCACAUCAUUAGUGAAAUGAAGUCCACCUGUGUGCAAUCUAUGUGUCACAUGAUAGAAUAAACACACCUUUUCUGAAAGGCCCCAGAGGCUGCAACACCACUAGGCAAGAGGCAUCACAUCAUGAAGACCAAGGAGCUCUCCAAACAAGUCGGGGACAAAGUUGUUGAGAAGUACAAGUCAGGGUUGUGUUAUAAAAAAAUAUUGAAAUCUUUGAUGAUCCCCCGGAGCACCAUCAAAUCCAUCAUCUUCAACUGGAAAGAACAUGGUACCACAACAAACCUGCCAAGAGAGGGCCGGCCACCAAAACUCUCAGACCAGGAAAGGAGGGCAUUAAUCAGAGAGGCAGCACAGAGACCAAUGGUAACCCUGAAGGAGCUGCAGAGUUUUACAGCAGAGACUGGUGUAUCUGCGCAUGUGACUACAAUAAGCCGUACGCUCCAUAGAGCUGGGCUUUAUGGAAGAGUGGCCAGAAGUAAAACAUUACUUAGUGUUAAAAAUAAGAAGGCACGUUUUGAGUUUGCCAAAAGGCAUGUGGAUGACUCCCCAAAUGUAUGGAGGAAGGUGCUCUGGUCAGCUGACACUAAAAUUGAACUUUUCGGCCACCAAGGAAAACGCUAUGUCUGGGGCAAACCCAACACAUCCUAUCACCCCAAGAACACCAUCCCCACAGUGAAACAUGGUGGUGGCAGCAUCAUGCUGUGGGAAUGUUUUUCAGCAGCAGGGACUGGGAAACUGGUUCAAGUGAGGGAAAGCUGGAUGGUGCUAAAUACAGGGAUAUGCUUGAGCAAAACCUGUUUCAGUCUGCCUGUGAUUUGAGACUGGGACGGAGGUUUACCUUCCAGCAGGACAAUGACCCGAAGCAUACUGCUAAAGCAACACUCGAGUGGUUUAAGGGGAACCUUUAAAUGUGUUGGAAUGGCCUAGUCAAAGCCCAGAUCAAUCCAAGUGAGAAUCUGUGGUCAGACCUGAAGAUUGCUGUUCACAAGCGGAAACCAUCCAACAAGAAGGAGCUGGAGCAGUUUUGCCUUGAGGAAUGGGCAAAAAUCCCAGUGGCAAGCUCAUAGAGACUUAUCCAAAGUGACUUGCAGCUGUAAUUGCCACAAAAGGUGGCUCUAAUAGUACUGACUUUAGGGGGGUGAAUACUUAAGCAUGCUGAAGUUUUCUGUUAUUUUGUCCUAUUUGUUGUUUGCUACACAAUAAAAAAAUACCCAAACAUC